AUGGAAGAAUGCCGACUGUUACGAAUGCAUGAGUGUCAGCAGUGCGGUAAGCGAUUUAAAGCACGUGGCGGUUUGCAGCAGCAUUUGCGUAUACAUUCGAACGAUCGUCCUUAUCAAUGUCGUUAUUGCCCUAAACGUUUUACACAAAAAUCACAUGUGGAUCAACACGAGAGAAUCCAUACAGGUGCGAAACCAUUUUCCUGUCAGUUUUGUGGACGAGCCUUCAGGCAGCGUUCUCAACAGCUUGGACACGAAUCAACUCAUGCAAGUGGGCCUCUCUCAGUGAAUGCACAUUUGCCACAUGCAGGCUCUCAUCAUAUAAAAUUUGAGCCGACAAAUGCUGAUCAAGGAUGCAACCAAGCAACAACGGUUGCAAGCGCAGAUGCUAGUAGUGUGGAGCGAAGUGUAGCAGUGCAACAGCAGGCAGCUACAGUCGCCGCCACAGUAGUAGCAGUAGCCGCACAGCAGCAACAAAAUCGCCUAAAUAGUUCAGAAAGUAGCGGUCUUAAUUUGAUGUCACCAAAUGGUACUGGUGGAUUAGCUCAUAGUGCAGUCAGCUCAUUACUGGCAUUGAGUCAGCAGCAAGGAAUGGUAGCAAUGUCUCAGACUGCGCAACAAACCAUCGCUGAUGCAAUCACAGUGAGGAAUAGCACGGUUUGA
Molecule: messenger RNA, 660 nt
Organism: Thelazia callipaeda (thelaziosis nematode)
Lineage: Eukaryota; Metazoa; Nematoda; Chromadorea; Rhabditida; Thelaziidae
Source: the annotation of a GenBank genome assembly